This is a messenger RNA of Camellia sinensis, 529 nucleotides long. NCBI's taxonomy places the organism in Eukaryota, Viridiplantae, Streptophyta, Magnoliopsida, Ericales, Theaceae. The record is from RefSeq and is a predicted model, not a curated record.
UUUUUUGAUCCCUUCAAUUUUGUUUUUCUAGAAUGAACAUCAAAGAAGUUGGUUUAUCUGAUGCUGCAUUGGACGCACUGGCAUAGUGUUUUUCCAAAAAACCUUCUGAAAUCAAGAGAUAUGAAUCACCAUCAAACAUCUCAUACAGGAGAGAUAUACGAAGUUCUUAGUAAGGGAGAGAAUUUUGUGAAGGGCCCUGGGAAUUCAUUUCUUGAUAAAGAUCUUGAAGCAGCUCUUGAUUCUUUUGACAACAUGUUUUGUCGUCGAUGUCUUCUCUUUGAUUGUAGGCUGCAUGGAUGUUCCCAGGAUCUUGUCUUUCCAUAAUUUAUCAAUUGUCAAGCUGAGAAACAACUUUCAUGGAGCUUUCCAGAUGAGGAACAUAUACCAUGUGGUCCGCAUUGUUAUAAACUAGGAAGGGUGACUAUUUAAAAUAACAUUCAGUAGCUUGAACUUCUCAUAUUUAUUUUUGUUAUCUAUUCACUACACAUCUUUUAUUGGCUUUGUUUUUAUUAUUAUUAUGUUUUACGAU